Molecule: messenger RNA, 545 nt
Organism: Pundamilia nyererei
Lineage: Eukaryota; Metazoa; Chordata; Actinopteri; Cichliformes; Cichlidae
Product: ictacalcin-like
Exons: 2
Coding region: 98-379 (93 amino acids)
Cellular component (GO): cytoplasm
Molecular function (GO): calcium ion binding; calcium-dependent protein binding; transition metal ion binding
Source: RefSeq, a predicted model, not a curated record
UCUUUAAUCAGUGUGAAUUUCCUGCAUAAACAAAUACCACUGCAGUCUCAGACGUAACAUUUUGUUUUCCUUCUGUCUCCCUAAACUAGCCCUAAUCAUGUCUGACAUCCAGAAGGCUAUGGCCCUGCUAAUCAGCACCUUUGAUAAAUACUCUGGCAAGGAGGGAGACAAAAACACCCUAAGCAAGGAAGAGCUGAAGGAUCUUCUUCAAAAUGAGUUUGGAGAAAUGCUUUGCAAAUCCAAUGACAAGGCAGCAAUAGACCGCAUCUUCAAUGAUCUGGACAGAGACAAGAGCAAUAGUGUGGAUUUUGGUGAGUUUGUCAGGAUGGUCUGCUGCCUCACUGAGAUGUGCCACGAGUACUUCGUCUCCAAAAAAUAAGGAUCCGAGCGCCACCUUGCGGCCAACUGAGAGAGCUGCCAUUCGGUGACAGGAAGUGUCCCUUGACAGCUGUUUUGAAGAAGAUAUAAACACAAAUAUAUGACAGUGAAUUCAAACUUGUACUGAAAUCCAAAAUGAAAUAAAUCUUUUUUUUCUCUCUCUGAAA